Molecule: messenger RNA, 2124 nt
Organism: Leptopilina heterotoma
Lineage: Eukaryota; Metazoa; Arthropoda; Insecta; Hymenoptera; Figitidae
Exons: 2
Coding region: 224-1636 (470 amino acids)
Source: RefSeq, a predicted model, not a curated record
AAUUGAUAAACAUAUGAAAACGCCACGUAAUCUUGUAUCUACUCUGUGCCACGUCGCAUAAGGUUUUAAGCGAAUACUACAGAUUGAAUUGUGCCUUCUUGUCAAUUUUUCAAAAAUUACUUCAAUAAAUUGGAAAUUAAAAAAUUAAAGCUGUAAUAUCAGAAAUAAUCACCAACGUUAUUAGUAAAUUUUUUAUUUGAUAAACUAUUAUAAAUAAUCAAUCAUGUUAAGAACUACAAUCAUCUUUUUACUAAUUUCACUACAACAUAGUAAAAGUUGUACAUUAACUGAAACUGAAGUAACAGAAAUAAAACAAUCUUUCAGUAAAGCUGAAGAGUAUAUGCAAAAGGAAGCAUUGAAUGAAGAUGCAGCAAUUGUUAUAGGACCAGGAAGAGUAGGAAAAAGUACAUUAAUUAAUUACUUAAUAGGCAAUAAAUUAAGGGGCGUAAGAUUCUCGCAAUUUGGUGAAUUUAAAAUAAUUAAGGCAGAAAAUGAAUCCAGGGGACCGGAGAUUGGUGCUGGACCAACUUCAAAAACUACAAUUCCCAUAAAAUGGAACUCAACUAAAUUGCGUGGUUUGAGCAUCUUUGAUUGUCCAGGAUUUCAAGAUAAUAGAGGGACAGUACAAGACAUUACUAAUUCUAUUUAUAUCUAUCAGUUGGUAAAGAAAGUUAAAACUUUAAAAUUUAUAUUAGUUUUUAACUUUGCCGACGUAGAACGUGACAAUACUGCAUCACUCUCAAGAUUUUUACUUGAUUUGGAAAAAUUUUUUGGAAAUAAGUUUACUGACUUUUUUCCAAGCAUGUCAAUAAUUUUUUCAAAAACACCGUACAGAUCGUUUGACAACAGAGUUAACAUUAAAAUGAUAAAAUACAAAUUAAAACAAAAAUUAUUCUCAAGCAAUGUAAAAUUGUCCAGUGAUGCAAAAAAAUUCGUAGAUUAUAUAAUAAAUAAUAAUAAUAGUAUUGCAUUAUUCAGGAAAGCAAAAAAUGACAAAAUUUUUAGUUCUGACACGGAUUUUCAGAUGUUUUCGGCUAUUACCAACACGAGCAGUAUAGAGAGAAGAUUUCUUGAUAGUAUUCGUCCAAGUAUUUCAGAUAAUUCUUUGAUUUGUCUGCACAGUUCCAAGAACAAAUUAGUUUCAUUAACCGAAAUUUUUGAAUUAGAGGCUUCUUUAUUGUUUAUAUUUACUAAAAGGUUGUCUAUCUGGUCUAAUGAUACCAUUAAAGGAAAUAAAAAUACAUUAGUAAACAUUCUAUACAACUUAACUAAAAUUGAAUUUUUACUGAAUGAUUCUAUUAUAAAUGGAAGUGAUAUAUACAAAAAUAUUGAAACUAUCAAAAAAAUUGAUAUACAAUUAGAAGAAAAGAUUAAUGAAAGUAAUUUGUUAAAGAAGGUUGAAAUGUAUAACUUUAUUUAUUAUUUAUUACAGUUGAAAGAAAGUAAAAUAUUGUACCAAUCUAUUGAAGAUACAAUGUUGACUUUACAAGCUUUACUUAAAGCAGCUAUUUCUAAUAUUCAAUUGUCAAUAAGAAUGUUAGCAAAAGAUGAACUGGUGAAUAAUAAUAGAGAAAAAGAAGAAACUAGGUGGUAUGACGAUUUACUUAAUGCGGUCAAUAAAAUUUGGGGCCUCUGAUUACUAGUUCAAAUUAAUUAAAAUUAAGUGGAAUAUUUCCGGCAUAUUGGAUCCAACAUUUUGAAUUUAUAGAAAUGGACUUUAGGUUCGUAAUCAGUAUAACCUCGCAAACAUUUCAGUAUCAAGUUUCAAGAGAAUUUGAUUAAUUUCUAAGCAUUUUUGAAAAAUUGUCAGCCAUAUUCGAUACGACAUUUUAGAUUUAAAAAAUCUAACCACUGUUUUGCUAACUACUAUUUUAGUUUUUGAAUCUUCAAGACCACAAAUUCGGAUUCAAUGUUCAAAAAAUAAUAAUUUAAUAAUGUAUGCAUGAUGUACGUCUAUAGACUAUAAAUAAUAUAAACAAUUUAUUUUCAAAAACACUAAACUUUUGGUGAGGGUUAGCAACACUGGUGGUGAUUAAAUUGUAAGUUGGAAUUUUGUAUGUUGUAUUUCUAUCGGUGUUAUUGUCUACUUGUGUCACUUUGAAGAAUAUAUUAGUUUGUAAUCUU